Messenger RNA from Drosophila elegans, 1038 nucleotides. RefSeq names its product CCR4-NOT transcription complex subunit 9. The coding region runs from base 57 to 935 and encodes 292 amino acids. The record is from RefSeq and is a predicted model, not a curated record. Gene Ontology annotation, cellular component: CCR4-NOT core complex; P-body; CCR4-NOT complex. The transcript has 2 exons. Lineage: Eukaryota; Metazoa; Arthropoda; Insecta; Diptera; Drosophilidae. Gene Ontology annotation, biological process: mRNA catabolic process; negative regulation of translation.
UCAACAGAAGUUCAAAAUCAGAGAGUUUUAGAGUGAUUCGAAAACCUGUUUCUAUAAUGAGUGCCACAAAGUCGGGUUGUAAACAGCGCAGCGAGACAGAGUGUGUAUACGGUUGGAUCACCGAUCUUUGCAGCAAGCAAUCGCGCCUGUUGGCCAUGUUGGAGCUCUGCGAAAGACGCAGCCACAUCGAGAGCCUGGGUCCCUUGCUGUGGCAUUCUUUCGGAGCUGUAAGUGGCUUGCUGCAAGAGGUUGUGUCUAUCUAUCCGGCUAUCCUGGCCAACGAGCUGAACGGACAGCAAUCGCAGCGGAUUUGCGCUGCCAUCGGAUUGUUCCAGGCCAUGACCUCCCACCCCUUUAUUGGCAUUGAGCUGAUGCGCUGCCAAUUCUUAUGUUAUCUGAUUCCAUUACUUAAAUUGACCCCACAAAUUAGGACCGUUGAACAUGUUCGCCUCUCAGUUUUGGGCGUCGUCUGCGGUCUACUGAAGUCGGAUCAUCCGCAGAUCGUGGGUUACUUUCUGGGCACCGAAUUGAUUCCACUUAUCCUGCGCCAACUGGAAUUGGGUUCCAGUAUGAGUAAGGUGCUAUGUGCAUUUGUCUUGUGCCGCAUCUUGGAACACGAAGUGGGCCUGACGUUUGCCAGCCGCAGAUUGGCCCGUAGGCUGCAUCUAAUUCACACUUUGGCAAGGGUCGUGCACCAAUUGACGCUGGAACCAGAGCCUAGAGUUCUUAAACAUGUGGUUCGGGUCUAUUCCCGUCUGGCUGAUCAUCCCGAAAGUUUGCAGCUAAUCUUCAAGCACCUGCCGGCGCAGCUUCGAAACGGCUAUUUCUGUCAGGACAGUUUGCUGGGCUUCGAGAACGCCUCUCUGGAACUGGCUGAUCUGAACCGAAAGCUGGUCAACAGGGACGUGAAAAACGACACAGCUCGUAAGGAAUAAAACGCUGCCUGGAUAUAAUUUACACCUUGGCAAUUCAACCCAGACAAUUCGAUUUACCAAUAUAUGCUCAUGACCACCCAAAUACUUUAUCUGGUGCGAAAAA